CGCCUCAGCGUUUAAGUACAGUGACUCAACUCUGACAAACGUUUUCUCUUGUUGUUUUUUUUCCUCUGCAGCUGGAGAAUGAGUUUGAGUGGUAAAGUGGCAGUGGUGACCGGAGCCGUCAUGGGGAUCGGAAAAGCGAUGACGGAGAAACUUCUGCAAAAUGGUGCCAAGGUCGCUCUCCUGGACAUGAAUAAAACCGAAGCAGAGAGUUUAAUGCAGACGCUCACCAAACAGUACGGACAAGAGAGGCUAUUGUUCCUGCACUGUGACGUCGAACAGGAGGAGCAGGUCAAAGCUGCCUUUCAGAAAACCAUGGACACCUUUGGAGGAAUCCACAUCCUGUGCAACAACGCUGGGAUCUUGAACGAGAGCACGUGGGAGAAAAUGAUCUCCGUCAAUCUGGUCGGAGUUAUCAGAGCGACUUAUCUGGUUCUGGAGCACAUGAACAAGUUGAAAGGAGGGCAAGGAGGAGUCAUUGUCAACACAGCAUCCUUGGCAGGUAUUGGUCCUCUGGUGAGCUGUCCGGUCUACACAGCCUCCAAACACGGAGUGGUCGGCUUCACUCGGGCCAUGUCGGCUGCCAGUGCACUGUCGGGAUACGGCGUACGCGUCAACUGUCUGUGUCCAGGUUUCGUUCAAACCGGCCUCUUCUCCAACAUCCCGGCCAGACUGGGACCAUUCUCUCACCUGAAAGAUGGAACUCAACUGCUCGUUGAAAAGUUCGGGAUAGUGAAUAUGUCUCAGGUGGUCGAGGCCUUCUUUGAGCUGGUAACGGACGAGACGAAGGACGGGGCGGCUCUGCUGGUUUUCCAACAGGAGAGAAAAUACAUGCCUGCUGUGUCUGUAACAGACUAGCUCCACAACGCGACCGGGAAAAAAGCUCUAGACACGAGAAUUCAUGAGCUAAAUUACACCAAAUACACUUAAUACAUGUUAUAAAUGUCUGUCCAUGUUUUGAGAACUCAGCCUCUCAGGGACAUCAGUCAGGUCAUAGAUAUUUAAGCAGUCAAACCUCAAGGUCACUGUGACCUCAAGCUUGAGCUCGAAAAACACUAAUCAUGACAUACAACAACUACAAGUCUGGACACGCAUAUAGAUUAUUGUGAUUAUGUUAUUUUUGACGAUCAGUCGUUAUUAUCGUAUUUGACUACUUUAAGGUUUAACUGAUGAAAGAAGGUUACUGUCAACUGAUUUGAAAUCAGCAUAAUUCUGUGAGAUGAUCACACAGUAAUGCAGCAAACUUUAAUUCAUUCCAUGUCAUAAUGAUGUCAUUCUAAAUAUAAAGUUUUGUUUGACGUUUCAGUUUCCCGGUAAUAAAUAUGCUUCAUACUGUA
This is a messenger RNA of Solea senegalensis (Senegalese sole), 1334 nucleotides long. RefSeq lists its product as uncharacterized. NCBI's taxonomy places the organism in Eukaryota, Metazoa, Chordata, Actinopteri, Pleuronectiformes, Soleidae. Bases 79 to 855 code for a protein of 258 amino acids. Gene Ontology annotation, cellular component: cytoplasm. Gene Ontology annotation, molecular function: oxidoreductase activity, acting on the CH-OH group of donors, NAD or NADP as acceptor. The transcript is spliced from 7 exons. The record is from RefSeq and is a predicted model, not a curated record.